AUGCUGAUUGCAAUCUCAAUCCUGGCGAUCCUUACAGAAUGUGCAAUUUUAAGCAUUUGCGCUAGUAAGUUUUUUAUUUUUUAAUGCAAUUUUUUGGAAUUGAGUUCUCAAAAGUAAAAAUUUUACUUUGUUUAUGUAAAAAGUUUUGAAUUUUCAGAAUCUCAUACAAAAAAGGCUCAAAAAAGCCCUGCAAAACCAAUAAGUGAGGAUGGACCUAGUAUAAAGGUAAGUAUUUUUCAAUAUUUUUGGAAAUUUAAAAAAAAGUUUGGGUAAUUUCAAUUUUAAAUUGUUUUUUGAAAAUAGUUUAGAUGAUAUGAAGUUAAAAUUUAUAUAUUUUAAUUUUACCGUGUAAAAAACCCAUUUUUAACCAUAUAAACCUUUUCAGUUGAUGAAACGUGAAGAUUCUUACAAAAACUAUCCGGAGUUUUACCCUCGUGGCGCGGAUCGACGAUUUUCGGCCAUAGAAAUGAAUAAAGUCAAAGAACCAUCAAGUCGUCGGAAAAGGCCGCCAAAACGAAAACAAAAAGAAGAAGAAAGUGAUAACCAAGCUGAUGAAAAAGACAAUAAAGCUAGCGAAAGGGACAUUAGAAGAAGUCAAAAUAAUGACACGAGAAAGGAAAUGGACAAUAAAGCAGAUGAAGAUGGCAAAAAGAUAGUUGGUAAAGACAAAAAGGCUGAUCAAAAGGGCAAUAAGAUAGAUGGGAUAGACAAAAAGACUGAUGAAAAAGAAAAUAAAAUAGAUUCAAAAGCCGCAAAAGCAGAAGAAAAUGAUAAUAAAAUAGAUGUAAAUGAUAAGAAGGCAAAUGAAAAGGACAAACAACCCCUUCAUAAAGACAACAAAGAGGAUGAUAAUGCCAAAAACAAAAAAGAAACAACAAAAAGCGAAGAUAACAGCAAUGUAAGCGACCUAAAAGCCCCAAAUGCUCAACGUGCUCUAGAACGACAACAAAAACGAGACCCGACAAUACCGGUCGAACAUAUUGAAAAGGAUGAGAUAGAAAUGUCACAAAAGUUAAAACCGACAGAUUUUACACAACGACCGAAAUUGUUGGGGAAAUGCAAGAAUAUGGUGAAUAAUCUUGGCAAAAACGUGAAUAACUUGAUGAAUAAGCUUGAUGAAAAGUUGAGUCAAAAGGAGAAUAGUGCCGGUUCUAAUGUGGAUGCUACAAAUCAUUCGAAUGUAGGUUUAUUUACUUUGAACCAAGAUUUAAGUAUGGUUAAGCUUAAACUUAAACUUACUUUUAAUCGUUUUUUUUCAGCUACCGCCCCAGCAAGCUUUCAAAGGUGACCUCCCCGCCAACAAUUCGAAUGCCUCAUCCCUGCCAUCUACAGUCCCAAAGAAUCAAAAGCACGUCCGACGUCCCGAAAUCAAAGCCGGUGCUUUAGACAAAUCUGAUGACGAAUCAGAAAGGAUACAACGUCAUUUUGUUAAGGUUUCCGUAUCUGAAGACUAA
Molecule: messenger RNA, 1454 nt
Organism: Bursaphelenchus okinawaensis
Lineage: Eukaryota; Metazoa; Nematoda; Chromadorea; Rhabditida; Aphelenchoididae
Source: the annotation of a GenBank genome assembly